This is a messenger RNA of Penicillium mononematosum, 780 nucleotides long. RefSeq names its product DUF3632 domain-containing protein. The record is from RefSeq and is a predicted model, not a curated record. NCBI's taxonomy places the organism in Eukaryota, Fungi, Ascomycota, Eurotiomycetes, Eurotiales, Aspergillaceae. Bases 1 to 780 code for a protein of 259 amino acids. The transcript has a single exon.
AUGGUCGCCAUCACAGAUGAUAUUUUUGCCCCUCAACUUGCUAUUCUGCAAGACCUGUUCAGCGACAGUGUAUCUGCAGAGCAAGCCGCUGAAUAUUUGGCCUCAAUCUCAUUGGAAGAUGAGUCAGAUCCCGAGGGGGGAAUCACCAGCCUAUGGAACUUGGUUUUCAAGUGCGCCUACAAGUACCCCGAGCACCAUGAUAAACUCGUCAAUGUGCUAGUCCAACUGUCAAACCUACCAGACGCGAAAACAUCAAAUGGAGAACCCAUCUUGCUCUACGAUAUGCAAGUUUGGAAAGACCUACCGAUGUUUGGCUGGCAAUUCCGCGAUGAGUGGAAUGCAAGUGUACCUGCUGGACCUCCCGACGCUCGUCAAAAGGCAAUCUCGCGGAUUAUCAACCGGGAUAAAUUCACCGCACGUUUGAUGGCGACGAAAGAACCUGUCUUUGCCUACUCAUGGUUUGCACUGAUUACCCUGCGCGAUGCACUGGAAACACCAGUAGACCAAUCCUCCGCGGGGAAUCUGGAAGCAUUGAUUCCUGCUGCUGCUGCCUGGAUCAGUAUUCUCGGGGCGGACAUUUAUCAGUGGAAUGAAGGCUUUGAUGGCACCCUUGGCAAAGGAGGUCCGCUCUGGAAAGGUCAACAUGGGUUUUGUAAGGAGAGGUGGCAGUUUUGGAAGGAGAGGUUCGGACAGUUGGCUACAAUAGAAGUGGAGACUGGAGACGAAGUGAGAAUAAUAGCAAGGGACACGGGGCGGAUGAUGGAGGAGAUUGAGAAGUGA